AUGGAUCAGCCUUGGUUAGUUUUGGGUGAUUUUAAUGUUAUUCGCAGGGAUUCGGAAAGUGUUGGUGGGAAUCCUCGGCCUCUUAUUUCGAUGUUAGAGUUUAACGACUGUAUAGAUCAUUGUGGUCUGUUGGAGACAUCUAGUUCUGGCCAGAACAUGUCUUGGUGUAAUGGGCAUGGGGGAGCAUCCAGAAGUUGGGCAAAACUUGAUAGAGUGCUCAUGAAUAAUGCUUUUGCCAGCCUCUUUCCUUCAGUUCACUUCAAUUAUUUGAGCCGUAAAUCUUAUGACCAUUGUAUGAUGGUAGUGUUCUCAGAUCAUCUUGCUACUUCCUAUGGCCUUUCUCCGUUUCGUUUUCUGAAUAUGUGGUGUUUACAUGAUGGGUUUUUAAUGUGUGUGAAGGAAGCUUGGAAUAAACAGGAUGUGGCGUCUGGGCUUCUUAAGCUUUCUAUUCGUCUGAAAAGAGCUAAGCUUGCGCUUCGUGCUUGGAAUAAAAAUGUUUUUGGAAAGGUGGAUGUGAAUAUCCGUGCUCUGGAAGAGAGGUUAGAUUUUCUGGAAAACCAGCUUCAAUCUGAUUUUUCUGAGGAGCUUGAGGAUGAUUUUGUGGCUACUAAGACCGAGAUCGAAAUAUGGGAGAAAAGGGAAGCUUCUCGUCUAGGCCAAAUUGCUAAAAAGAAAUGGUUGACUGAGGGGAUCAAAACUCGAAGUUUUUUCAUUCGGUUAUUAACCAAAGGCGAUAUUAUCAAAGAAGAUGUGGUGGAGGCUGCUAGAGAUUUUUUCAGGGGUGCUCCUCUAUCCAGGUUUUAUUCUUCCUCUUUUAUUGUUCUUAUUCCGAAAGUGCCUGAGCCUUCCGGUUUUGAUAAAUUCCAUCCUAUUAGUUUGUGCUCUGUGGCUUAUAAAAUCUUUUCGAAGAUUAUUGUGAAUCGUCUUAAUUCUAUUCUUGAUAGUUUGGUCUCUCAUGAACAAGGUGCAUUUAUUUCUAGGCGUAGUAUUUUUGAGAAUAUUACUCUUGCUCAGAAGAUGUCUGCCAGGGGUCUUCGUCAAGGGGAUCCUCUCUCUCCUUAUCUUUUCAUCCUCAUGGAAGAAGUGUUGACAAGGCUUCUCAGAAAACAUUUUGAAGAAGGUCAGAUUGGCAAAUUUAGUCAUCCUAUUGGUGCUCCUUUGGUUUCUCAUUUACUUUAUGCUGAUGACAUCCUUAUUUUUGCUAAUGGGGGUAAGAGGUCUAUUAAAAAUCUGAUGCAUACUCCGGAUAUUUAUGAGAGGCGGUCUAGUCAACAAAUUAGCAGGGACAAAUCUGCUCUUUUCCUAUCUAAGUUGAUCUCGACUUCAAGAAAGAGGAGUUUGUUGAGUCUCACGGGCUUUAAGGAAGGUAAGUUUCCUGUUACCUACUUGGGUGUGCCGUUGUUUGCCUUCCGUAUUUUGUCUUCCAACAAUCUUUGGUCUGAUUUUUUUCGUGCCAAAUACCUUCGUCAUGGCCAUUUUUCUACUUACAAGGCGAGGCCAAUUGAUUCUAGAUUCUGGAGAUCGAUUGUUAAGAUGCUGCCGAAAGUUAUGGAUAAUGUGAAUGUCCUUGUGCGUGGUGGUAAUGCUUCCUUUUGGUUUGAUAGAUGGUUGGCUUCGGGUCCCCUUUCGAUACAUGUGGAAGAUGUUAUUAAUAACGGAUUGCGUCUUCAAGAUUGUUGGUCCAAUAAUCUUUGGGAUGAGGAUUUUCUUAGGGAGCUGGUUAGUGAGGAGGUUGUUGAGGAAAUUCUUCAGAUGCCUAUUAAUGAUACUCGUGGUCCGGAUUUAUUUGUGUGGAAACCUUCCACUAAUGGCAGGUUUUCUACUCGUACAGCUUGGGAGGUGGUGAGAAAAAGAGGUCAGGAAUUACCAUGGCAUGAUUGGUUCUGGCACCAGCUUCUUCCUAAACGAAUCUCUAUAUGCUUGUGGAAAAUUUGGAUGGAAUGUCUGCCUGUGGACAUUCAGGUUCAAAGGAAAGGUGUAUCUCUGGCCUCUGCGUGUGAUUGUUGUGAUAGGAGGUGA
Juglans microcarpa x Juglans regia is the source of this 2019-nucleotide messenger RNA. RefSeq lists its product as uncharacterized. The transcript has 4 exons. Lineage: Eukaryota; Viridiplantae; Streptophyta; Magnoliopsida; Fagales; Juglandaceae. The record is from RefSeq and is a predicted model, not a curated record. Bases 1 to 2019 code for a protein of 672 amino acids.